Heterostelium album PN500 is the source of this 426-nucleotide messenger RNA. RefSeq lists its product as uncharacterized. The coding region runs from base 1 to 426 and encodes 141 amino acids. The record is from RefSeq and is a predicted model, not a curated record. Lineage: Eukaryota; Evosea; Eumycetozoa; Acytosteliales; Acytosteliaceae. The transcript has 2 exons.
AUGUUCAAAAUCUCAGCAAUUCUUUUAGUUUUGGCUUUCAUUGCCUGUGCUUCUGCCAGUUCCAUUGAAUUAUGUGCUCCAUGUUCAAAUGGUUUAGUCCAACCUUGUGGUUCAUCAGGUACUGUUAAAUGUGUAACCGUCCCAUUGGGUAAAUGUUACACUUUCAAUGAUGUUUGCGCUGGUAUCCCAAUUGUAAGAGCCUAUUACAUUGACUCAAUUGAUGGUGGUGUUGUCUCUGGAACAGUCUAUGCUUCAAUGGAUGCCUGUUCAAAUGAACUCGCUGGUAUUUCACUCUCUGAAAACUGUGGUGAUUGCAAUGAAGGUACCACUCUCACUUGUCACGCUGGUAGCACUGCUUCCAAUAGCAUGAAAGCUUUCGCCAUGGGAGCUGCCUCUGUAGUCUUGGCUGCUCCAUUCUUGCUCUAA